Symbiodinium natans is the source of this 2940-nucleotide messenger RNA. The record is from the annotation of a GenBank genome assembly. NCBI's taxonomy places the organism in Eukaryota, Dinophyceae, Suessiales, Symbiodiniaceae.
AUGGAAUCAUGGACCCCGCAGAGCAGCGCCAGCGUGGAGCCCAUGGGAUUCGACCGGCCAAAGAAGCUGGAAUCCAAGCCGGGCCCGGGCACCACGAAGAGAUCGAAAGUGCCUCGUGUCUCCACGGCCCCGCUUGCCGAAGACACUAAGAAUGUCGGCAUCUGCAACUGGGGCUACCAGCUGCGGUCGGCGCUGCAGGGCAGCGACUUCUACAACAGCUCCUUCGCGUGGAGAGUUCGACACCUCAUGCAAAGCCGAUGCUGCUCCACGACGAUGAUGUUGGCAUUGGCCGUGGCGCUGGUCCUUCCCGACCUCUCAAAGCUCAUGGACGUUGCAGAGAAUGUGCUGCCUGAUGCUGUUAUGACGACUAGCAUGGCGCUGUUUACCUUUGAGCUUGUGGCUCUGUCGUUGACAGAUGCGAACUAUUUGUUCAGCUUCUUCCAGUGCAUGGACAUGGUUGGAACAGCAUCCAUGGUGUUUGACAUCUCCUUUCUCCUGGGGGCGGAUGUCACGGAGCCCACCCUGCCAGACCAAGAGACUGCCCAGUCUCGCGUAAUGCUGCUGCGAGCCAGUCGCGCUGCACGGGUUGGAGCCCGUGCUGGCAGGUUGACCAGAAUACUCCGUUUGUGCCGCUGUUUGAUUGAUUUAGAUGAUGACGAUGUUAAUGGCAAGCGUAGCCGAAAGACUGACCCGGAGCAAUUGAGGGACGAGGCCAAUCCCAAGCGAAACAUUGCGAAGGUCAUCUCCGUAAGGUUGGGAAACCUGCUUGCUACCAGAGUUGCUUCCCUGACCAUCUUUCUGGCCAUGGUAAUGCCAUUGUUCGACGUGAUGGCGUUUCCGCAGAAGGACCUGUCUUUGGACGCUUGGGUUCAGGAGGUUUCUCAUACGAAUCAGCAUGAUGAGGCUGCAACCGUGGCUGAGCUACGCAAAAUGGCCAAGUUCUUCGCCCACCACAGUUAUGGACCCUUUGCAGCCUGCAGAGGGCACCUGGAGGGGCACCACCCAAACAACUUUGUCUGCAGCAAGUGGUACCAGGAUUGGGGCCAGGUGAAUUCAGCACCGGUCCGGAACGCCUCUUCCUGGAUGGUGCGAACAUCGACGUUCCAGGUAACCUUUGACAUGAGCAGGCCUGUGAAAGUAAAAGCUGCUGUGGCUCUGUUCAGCAUGUUCUUUACGGUCUGCAUCAUGCUUUGCUUUUCCAUUGCACUUUCAUCGGUGGUGACUGACCUGGCUGUAACGCCGCUUGAGCGGAUGCUCGGGACUGUGCGGGAGAUAGCUGCCACGGUGUUUCGAUUCAGCUCUAUAGUGAUCGGUCAAGAGGAGGAGGAGGACUCUCAAUCGGAGACCACGGAUAUUGACAAUGCUGGUGAGAUGAUCUUGCUGGAGAAGGUUGUUGAGAAGUUGUCCGCGAUCGCAGCAGUACACGCGAGCGUCGAGCAAGUGCUUGAUACUCAGGAUAUGGAUGAGGAAGACAUCGGUAUCCUGAGUAUGCUCCAUGGUGAGCGAACGAACAGAGCGAGUCAAAUGAGCCUUCCACUCGACAAGGAGAGGUCGCAGAGUCGCAUUCUAAGGAUAACGCCUGACCUGAGCCUGGAAGCCAAUGGAGUUGAUGAAGAAACAUACAACAGCCUGAGAUUCAAUGUGUUCGAUCUCACACCGUUCCACCUCAGCAAAAUCGCAUUUCGCACCAUGUUCUCGCACGCAUCCAGCUCUGCGAUUUUUUGUGGUGCUGAUGGAGAAGAAGCUCUGCUGCGCAGUUUUAUCGCCGCCGUGCAGAAGGGCUACCCCGAGAAUCCAUUCCACAACUUCGGGCAUGCCGUGGAUGUCCAAACCACCAUCGUCAAGAUGAUGAAACAAACAGAAGCAGAAGAUUUUCUCAGCCACCUCGAGCAGUGCUCUCUGGUUGUUGCAGGGCUGGGCCAUGACAUCGGACAUCCGGGCCUCAAUAACGGCUUUUUGUCCGAGGUGGGCCACGAGCUCGCCAUCAAGUACAACGACCGGUCGCCACUGGAAAACAUGCACUGCUCUGUGCUGUACCAACUCUUGGCCAAGCCAGAGACCGAACUCUUCGGCUCCCUCAGUGACGAUGACUACAAGGAGGUACGCCGUAUUUGUGUGGAGACGAUACUGCAUACCGACAUGGCAUGUCACCAGAACAUGGUGAAAGAUCUCAACCUUCUGUACCAGAUUCACGCCGAGGCCUUGCGGCAGUCGGCUUCACCGCAGAGCACGAGGGCUAGCACCAGACAAAGCAUUGCGAGACCUGGCAGGCGGCGGAGGAGCAUGUUGGAAGGGGCCACUGACCCAUCUCAGAUCUUCGCAGCGCCGGAGCACAAGAUGCUGGUGAUGGAGUCGCUCCUGCACUCGGCUGAUGUGUCAAACCCAGCACGAGAGUGGCCCGUGACGCAGAUGUGGGCAGAGAAGUGCCUGGAAGAGUUUUUCGCUCAAGGUGACCAGGAACGCAGCCGGGGCAUCCCGGUGCAGUUCCUGAACGACAGGCAGAAGCUGAAUCGCCCUCAUUCUCAGAUUGGUUUCAUAGAGUUCAUGAUCGCCCCUCUUGUUGCAGCGCAGAUAUGGCUGUGGCCGAAUCUGUUUGAGUACGGUUCCUGCCUGGCCAUGAACAUCGGGAUGUGGCAGGAGCUCUGGGAAGUUGAGACAGAUCCUUCAGAAGAUGAACUUGAGAAGGCCCGACCGGUACAACAUGUCGGGCGAGUGGGCAAACAUGCGGGCGGCGGGCAUGCGUGUGCACCUGUGUGGACGUGGGUGACUGUGUGUGCGUGUGCGUGCAUUCGUGAUAUUCGUGCAUGCGGGGCGUGGGUGUGUUUGUGUGUGUUUGUGUGUGUGUGUGUGCGCGUGUCAACUCCAGAUUGCCAAGGGCUAGGACGAGACUUUGGGAACACUACAGCAGGGGGAUGGGGGGGGGGGGGGGGGGUGGCCUGA